Molecule: messenger RNA, 6165 nt
Organism: Eriocheir sinensis (Chinese mitten crab)
Lineage: Eukaryota; Metazoa; Arthropoda; Malacostraca; Decapoda; Varunidae
Product: mucin-5AC-like
Exons: 4
Coding region: 1-4620 (1539 amino acids)
Source: RefSeq, a predicted model, not a curated record
AUGGCGCGUGUGGUGUGGUUGGCUGUGGCGCUCUACCUCCUCGCCGGGGGAGUGACAGGGGCGGCAUCGGGAAGUUUCGUGCACGAGGAAGGCAUAUCAGACCUCACGAAGACCUUGGGCAGUACCGGAAGACUAGGGCAGCCACAAGGAACAGCCGGGCAUCACUUCCUCACCACACGCAGCCUCAAUUUCUCUCCUCCUCUGGACAUCGGGAACUCAGUGAUCGAGAUUCAAGAGCCGGGAAAGAGGAGAUCACAGAGGCAUAAGAGGACCCCCAGGCGAUCCACGUUACUUCGGCGACAUCCCGGACGAAGCCUCACGUCCCCUUCAUCUCCUGUUGGUUCUUCUAUAUCAACAGGAAGGCAGCCACUGAACUCUGUAUCCUUAGAUGUUACACAAAGAAAAUUCACACCCUCUUCCCCUCGUUUUGGGUCUAAUGCCGUGGGGGGAGGAGGAGGAGAAGAAGGAAGGGAGGAAGAAGGACGAGGCCAGCAACAGACACCUCCACAUGGCAACACUUUGGUCCUCGAUUCUUCUCCCUCUCAUCCCGCCGCCGCUGAGUCCUUGAGGCGUCCAGAAUCGGGUUUGGACCAGCCGACGCUCAGGAGUUCCCCGCGAGGCCGCCAAAGAGCAGGGCGGGGCAGGGUGCGUCUUGGAGGAAGCGGGGGAGGGGGAGGAGAAGGCUCAGAUGCUGCACUGUUGCCAAGUCCCGCCACACUAGACGUCAACACGCCUCGACCUACUUUCGAAGCGAGCCGGGGGAGCACCUCCGCGCGAGUCUCCUUCCGCCCCUCCCGCCUCCGCACACCCACGCUCUCCGCCCCCGCUCCAGCAUCCACGGGCGCCUCUAACACACUCCCACGGCCCAGCAGCAGACAGAGAUCUCGUAGUCGUGCGCGGAAUACAGCCACGCCACAGACACAAGCUUCUGCCCAUGAUCUCCCAGCCUCUUCCAUACAGACACAAGCUUCUGCCCAUGAUCUCCCAGCCUCUUCCAUACAGACACAAGCUUCUGCUCAUGAUCUCCCAGCCUCUUCCAUACAGACACAACCCUCGGUCCAGCCUCUCCCAGCUUCCCCACCUUCACAGACACACACACCGUCACCUACAGUACAGACACAGGUCACUAACAGACGGACAGGACGUGGGCGGAAUCUGAACACAGCCAGACAGACACAACCCAUUUCUCCUUCUGCACAGACGCUACAGACACUCAGCGAGGCACCUCAAACACAGACACGGGGCACUAAGGUAUUGACAUCCCGUAGACGGCUUCAGAACACAGCCACACAGACCCAAGUCGCAACCCCGGCUGUCUCCACCUCUCCGGCUAUACAGACAAGAGCACAGACAGCGACAUUACAGACACGUGGCCGUAACAGACUGACAUCCCGUGGGCGGCUUCAGAACACAGCCACACAAACCCAACAGACAGGCCAGGCUACCCCCGUCUCUCUACCGUCCACACAGACAGGCAGACAGGCAGCUACAAGACAAACACUUAGUAACAGACAGACAGCUCGUGAACGGACUCAGAGCACAGCCAGAGGACAGACACAGAGACAGAGACAAAGACAGCCACCCACAGAACAACCUUCCCUCCCCAUCUCUCAACUCUCCACACAGACACACACACAGACACAGCUUGAUGGUCUCCCUCUCCAUGAAGCCCCACCCGCCACACAGACACACACACAGACACCCACACAACAGACACAUCUCACUGAUCUCCCUCUCCCUGAAUCCCCACCCACACUAACAGACACCCAACCAGCCGCAGAACAGACUCAUCUUUCCCCACAGACACAACAGACGGGCCCUCCUUCCCCCUUACCCUCACCUACACAAGCCCAAAGCCCAGUUCCAAGCCCACAGAAGACCCGACUCCGCCCUCUCCCCACAAGAGUUCCCUCACGUGCCCGCCAACAGUCCCCCAGCCAAAGUCUUCCCAUUACCUCAUCCCCACAAAGCCUAAUUAAGUCCCCAAGCCCAGUAAAGCCUGUAAGCCCCACUCUUCCCAUCGGUUCUCAGAGCUUACCUCCCCUCACAGCUUCCCCCAGCCCCAAGUCUCACGUUGUCACCCUCCCCAGCUCAUCUCUACCCAUACAAAGUCCCCAACAGUCCCCAAGUGUCUAUCUCCCAGUCUCCCCGGUCACAGGACAGCCCUUCGCUCAGCCCAGUUCCUUCGGUGUUCCCCUCCCUAUCUUUUCCCAGCCCGCAGCAAGCCAGCCUUCCAGCCCUCAACAGCUGUCAGGUCUCCCCUUCUCUGCCUCGCCAAAUCCUCAUCAGUCUGUCUUCAGCCAGUACUCGGGUAGUCCGCUUCCUCCCUCCUUGCCCGCAGAAAGUUCUCUAAGUUCUUUACAUUUUCCAGGUCUUCCUUUCCUUAACUCGCCACCCAUAGGAAAUCCUCAGCAGUCUUUCGCUCACCAAUUCUCGGGUAGUGCUCUUUCUCCUGCCUCGCCCAUAGUAACCCCCACACUGUCACCCUCUAUCCCCCAGCAGUCACUAGGCAUCUCCCUCCCCAUGUUCCAAGCUACACAAAGUCCCCAGCAGUCUAUCAGUACCCAAGGAAGUGCCCAGAGUUCAGUGGGUCUCGUAAGCGAACCUCAAACCACAAGAGUUUCCAGUUCUCGGUCUCGAUCGAGGAACACACAGCACUCCAGGGUCUCUUACCAGCCAUCCCAAAGCCUUCAGACAUUAGAACCUCAGCAAGGCUCCUUCUCCAGAGUUAGAGGUCCCUCAGCCCCUCAGCCCACUGCUGCUCGCUCACGUGCUGCGCCUCGGUCACGCAUGGUACACCGCCGAGUCAUAAAAAGGAAGAAGGUUGCAGGAGAAAUAACCUUAACGCCAAAAGAAGUUAAAGCAAAGGAGGAAAUAGCACCACGUAAGGAGAUCCAACAAGUUCCACAAGUACAACAACGGCAGCCUGCAAGUGCGAUGACAUCCCAGACACAGACGGUUCGGGGGCAGCGACACCAACAAACACAGCAAAAACAAACCCCGCAGAGGCAGCAACCACAACGACAGACUCUAGCAAGACCAUCCCAGAGACAGUUAUCUAGCGGACCUCAGCAACAACAGCCACAGCGACAAAGUGCAAGGGAAUCACAGAGGCAGAUCCAGCCGGUACAAACUCAACAACCCCAGACACCCACACUAACAAGCGGAGGAAGGUUUGGCAGCUCCCUGAGAGGCAGUAGAGGGCGACAGGCUAUCCAGGCGGCGGUUCAAACAACUGGUGGCAGCGGUGGGAUCACAAGAGGAUCACCAGGACGAACAUUGACGCGGGGUCGUGUGUUUGGGCGACUAAGUGGAAUCUCCGAUGAGGACCUCACCUCGGAAACGUUCAGCGCAGAGGACCAGACCGGGGAGAAGUUCAGCAUAGAAGACCUCACCACUGAAGACUAUAGCACUGAGGACCUAACCACAGAAAGCUACAGCGCGCAGGACCUAACCACAGAAAGCUACACCACUGAGGACCUCACUGAUGAAAGUUUUAGCAAGGAAGAUCUGACCACAGAGACAUUCAGCAAGGAAGACCUGACCCAAGAAGCGUUUAGUACAGUAGAUCAAAGUCUCGAGGCGCUUAGCAGAGAAGACAUAACCACACAAACGCUAGGACACAAGGACCUGACUCUCGGAAGUGUUAGCAUGGAAGAUUUGACCUCAGAAGCAUUGACCACGGAAGAUUUGACCCUUGAGACCAUGAGCAAGGAAGAUUUUACUACAGAGACCAUGACCAAGGAGGAUUUUACUCUAGAAGCCCUGAGUAAAGAAGAUCUGACACUAGAAGACGUGGAUUUGACUUCUGAGGUUAUGAGUUCUGAAAGCCUGACUUCGGAGACACUCAGCACGGAAGACCUAAGCGCGGAAGACCUAACGGACGAGACGUUUGGGUACCAUCGGAGGUUCCAGCGACCUCAGCAACAACGGCAACAGCAAACCGUCCAGAGGCAGCCACAGCGGAGCGUGUACAGUCGGCAACCACAGCAGAAUCAACACAGCAGACGGCUCCCACAGCGACAGAGCACUAGACAGAGGACAUCCCUAAGGCAGACCUCCCUCGGCGGCGAACAGCAGCCACAAAGUCAGCCACAACAGCCGGCUCAAGAAAGCACCAGGACCAUAGGGAGACAACGGACCCCUGGCAUUCCUCUAUCACCCUCAACGACUGCGACGAGGUCCUACCAUGCCUCGCGGGGGGUUGGCGGCUCCUACUCGUCUGGACAGCGCUGGACCGGCGGGCGACAGGCACAGGCAGCCCAGACGACGAGUACCACGGGCAGAGGAACGGCGCUGUGGUCUCGAGGACGUGUGUCAACGAGGGGCAGCGCGUUCGGGCGGGAGAGACAAGACUCCCCUGAAGACAUGACAUCGGAGACCAUCAGUGCAGAGAACUUGAGUUCGGAAGACUUUACCGCGGAAACCUUGAGCGCCGAGAACCUGACGAUGGAAGACAGCACGGAGAGCCCCACGGAGUUCAGCCACAGCGUAGAAAACUUAUCGAAGGACUUGAGCACUGAGGACGAUAUGACGGCGGAGGACACCGCGGAAAGCUACAGUUUGGAGCUGAGUUUGGAAAGGUUCACAACGGAGGGAUUUAGCGCUGCGGGGCUGUGAGAUGAGGUGCCUUGAGAGCUAAGAGGAAACCCUGACCCGCGAUGACUUAAAGCAAUGAAAGACAAAAGGUGUGACAGAAGACGCUGCAGAAAAAUAAAUCUUGCGCUACAAAUGAAAGAAAAAAGACAACCACGGAAAGUAUAAGUGCUGUGGGCUGUGAUGUGGCGGGUUUUCAUCAUCAUUUUUGUGGAUGUUGGUGCGCAGCCGGGCCCGUAAUUUUGGCAUCAUAGUUUCAUAAGGUUGGUGGGGAGCACUUUGAGGCCGGUAUAGAAAACAUAAGGGGGUAUUACACUGGGCGAAUUUUCCGUGGAUCUUCAGUCAAACCACGAUUUCCGCUGGCGUAGUUCUCAUAUUUCCGUGGUUUUCUGACGUGUCCACGAUCUUCCAAAGCUACGGUAGAUUUCACCAAAGGAAGACGGUAUUACUCACCAUCAUCACCAGCAGCAAUAACAAGAAACAAAUGAGAGCCAUGCUAGCGGAAAUCGUGGUUUGACUGAUGCCCAUAACCCUACCCCCCCGAUAUCACGGCCCUGACAUCCCAUCUUCAAGAGCUGCCAUGUGUAGGGCGUCUGGUCUGACCUCCUGUAGUCUCCUAUGUGUGUUCACCACCAGGGCCUGAUCACGUGUUGGACUCGUAACCGCCAGCAGGUACCCUCCCGACAUAAACAAGUGCUCCUUAUAUCGUCGAUCUAUGGGUACUGCCAGGACCUCACACACCACACACCCCAUCCUUGUAAAGCUGUCAGUUUGGAAGUUACAGCAACCAGGAACAUAUAAUAACUCUCCUAUUCCUCUUCUUCCUCACCUCCUUCCUUAUACUCUUAAAUUCCCUCUUUUUUUUCUUGGUUUUGUACAGGAUAACAUUGACCCUUCCUACUCAAUGCUUCCUCUUAAAUUCCCUCUUAUUUUUUUCCUUGGUAUUGUACAGGAUAACAUUGACCCUUCCUACUCAAUGCUUCCUCUUCAACUCCCUCUUUUUUUUUCCUUGGUAUUGUACAGGAUAACAUUGACCCUUCCUACUCAAUGCUUCCUCUUCAACUCCCUCUUUUUUUUUCCUUGGUAUUGUACAGGAUAACAUUGACCCUUCCUACUCAAUGCUUCCUCUUAAAUUCCCUCUUUUUUUUUCCUUGGUUUUGUACAGGAUAACAUUGACCCUUCCUACUCAAUGCUUCCUCUUAAAUUCCCUCUUUUUUUUUCCAUGGUUUUGUACAGGAUAACAUUGACCCUUCCUACUCAAUGCUUCCUCUUAAAUUCCCUCUUAUUUUUUUCCUUGGUUUUGUACAAGAUAACAUUGACCCUUCCUACUCAAUGCACUCGGGUUAAUAUUGCCUCUCUAUCCACCACCGGCUUAGAAGGUCAACGGUUCGGAGAUGAGCACCGCCUCCACGAGCACCUUCUAUCUCCUCACAGCCCACAUAUGUUGCAGACCCUCCCUUUGUUACGCCUCUGAAGCUGUCUAUGUUGCUACGUCUGACCCUCCCCCCCCCCACCUCUCGCUCAACCCCAACUCAUGUACAGUAGUUUUAAAUAAAGAUACGAUUUUCA